AUGCACGUUGCCGACUUAAAAGUUCAGUCGGAUCUUCUGGAUCCUUCUUUUGAUGGUUACAAGCUGUCUUUGGAACCAUUACCGACUUACAAGUCUGACUUAGUCAACGAUUUGGACAUUGCUUCCCUGACAGACAAGCAAUAUUCCUACCAACACAUCAAAGCAUUUGGAUGCCAUAAUCAUCUACUAAUUGACCAAUGGGCAGUCCAGACUGGAUGUUAUGUAAUCUACUUUAUUGAUAAAGACUGGAAUGUACGGUGUGUGGAACUUACCAUGCAGGAUGGAAUCCAACCUCGAUUGGUAAAUGUCCACUCUCCAUUUCAAGUCUUGAACCCGAGUAACUUGCGACUGGUGCCAGGAAGACACAAUGUCAGUAUGAGUUUUCCUGCACCUGAUUGGGCUGUUAUUGCAGAUGGAGCAGGAACGCUUCAUCUUGUGGAAACUGGGCCUCGUUUUGGUGCUCGAGCUGGCCACUCUAAUUGGCAGGUACGAUUCUCUAAGUCUGAUGUGCUGGGUGAGAAUCGAGGUUCCUUUGUGCUUUGUGAUGCCGUUAUGCAUUCAGAUAAUGAAGGACAUCAUACUGAAUGUCUCUUGUUACAUGUGGAUGAAGCAGAUGAAGAAAUGAAAGACAAGUCAAGUGCAACUUUUAUGACUGUCCUUGAAUGGCUUAGCCUAACUUCACAGGAUAAAAAAAUUUGGUCUGUGAGCCGAACAAGGCGUCUGCGCAGCUCCCGUUCAGCUGACUGCUGUUCAUUUGAGAGGAAUGGUGAAGCUCUUUACGUGGCUGGUGAAAGAGCUUUCAAUUUAAUCUAUGACUCAGCCUGUCCAGUUGCCGACUCAGAAAAUCAUGACCAGCCUUCAGAUGGUCAAGAUUCAAGUGUUCUGCCUGAGUACACAUGGUUACAGACUACAGACUCUGUCUCUGUGAACUUCACCCUGCCAGAAGGUACCGCCAAAGAGGAUAUAUACAUGACACUUCAUCAACACUACAUGGAUGUUGGAAUAAAGAAUGGACAGGUUCUACUUUCUGGGGACCUGCAUGCUGGUGUGGAAGUAGAAUCAAGCACAUGGACCAUAGAAACCAACAAAUUGAAAGUCCAUCUUCAUAAAAAGGAACCAAACAUGUGGCCAUUGGUCAUCAUUGGCAACACAAAAGGAGAAAUGGUAAUGAGUGAGGAGCAAGUGGCUGAAAUUCAUCAAAGACUAGAACAUCUCACAGCUGAACAAUGGAAUGCCAAUCCUGAAGUAAACAAAGAAAAACCAUACAAUGCCCAAGAACUGGAAGACUGUGAUGCCUACCCUGAUAUGCAGUCUAUGCUUGUACGAAUAGAAGGAGACACACACAAUAUAACUCAUCAGGCCUACCUGGGAAGUCAUCAGUGGCUGUUCAACACUUUCACUGAUGUAGAAAAAUCACUCGCCAUCUGUCUACGUCAUGAUGUUGAUGGGUUAAUAUGGCAGCUAGGUGCUGGGGACAGCAGUGAAGCUGCAACUGCUCCCUGGCGUCACAUUGCAACUUUCAAUGCCUUUGGGUAUGUGCAGGCUUCUAAGCAGCAAAAGAAAUAUUCUGCAUGCCCACCAGACUUUUCUUAUGCAGCAGUUUGUGAUUGCACACGUCAUACGUAUAUCUACAGGCAACCUGCAGCCAUUAACACCCCAUUAAGGAAUCGCAAGACCGGUCGCCAAGUGAUGGCAAUUGCUAAGCAACAAGUUCUCUCCUUGGAAGGAGCAGAGGAGAUUUUGGGUGUACAAGCCACUAAUAAAUUCCUCUUUAUCCUCACCCCACGCAGACUCCAUGCUGUAAAUAUGGAAAGAGCAGGCCCUUAG
This is a messenger RNA of Acanthosepion pharaonis, 1827 nucleotides long. The record is from the annotation of a GenBank genome assembly. NCBI's taxonomy places the organism in Eukaryota, Metazoa, Mollusca, Cephalopoda, Sepiida, Sepiidae.